ACGAUCCGUCAGCUCUUGGCCAGAACUCAGUUGCCAAAGUUCGUUUGCCGCGGCGCGUUCGAAGAUCUCUAGACUCGGGUGGAUAUUUCUGAAAAUGUGCCAAAUCCAUUAGGAGCUCUCGAUAUACGCGUAUUUUGUCAAUACUAUUUGCAGUUGAACUAAACACAAUACAAGAAAAAUGUACACUAAAGUAUUUUGCCUGGUUUUCAUCGCCUGCCUGGUGUCCCUAAGGAGUGGGGAAUGUUUUGAGGCCAAACGCUUUUUCGGAGUGGGAAGUAGGAUCCCUGGGGACCAGCUUUUGGUCAAGGAUGUGCAACAUUCCCGUCCUGCGGGAACUGAUGAGCUUCCCCGGGUGGAGUUCCAGUACGAAAUUGUGGAGCCAAUUACUUGUGUGGAAAUUCUAUCAGAGGAUAAUAUUUCGGCGGAGGUUGAGUUCAGUUUGGUAAACCAUCGGAUUCUGGGAACGGUUCGAAUGGCAGCCAGCAAUCAGACUGAUAAAUACGGCGAACAAGAAUUCACCACCCUGCCACCCAUAGCCGAAUUCGACGUGACCAUUAUGGUGUUUGGCAUAAACGGAUCAAUACCCAAUUAUGAUUUCUCUCAGAUCAUAAACAGAGAUCAACAGUUUGUAGGCGUAUUGACAUCUAUCGAGUCCAUCGAGAGCUUCGAUGAGGCAGUUGAACCAUUCGACUACAGCCGACGAGAUGCCUUGGAGGUUGAUGAUGAGCACGAAGAUGUAUCCGCGGAGGAGUUCGAGGAAGAUACUGAGGAGCCAAUAGCCAGCACAGAUAAUUUCGAUAGUGGUAAUGAUAUAGACAUUAUUAGAGGAAAACGUCAACGGGGCGAUCAAUUGCUGUAUGAUUGCUAUCAGACCACCAACAAUGAUUCCAAGGUGCCAACGAACAAUUCCCUGAUAUUUUAUUAUAUUGACACAUCCUACAUAACCUGUGUGCAUUUUACUAUUUUCGAUCACUUUGCUGGACGGAACUACUCCGAUACCAAUUACUUGCCUCCAGUUAUAGAGUUUACUCACCUUUCCCCUGGCACCUUAAAAGCAAUCAUCACUGACUUUAACUCCUUGAGCCUGUACGUCGUUAUGUUCAUUUACGGCUACCCGGCCAGCCAAGUUCCUGAAACCUUUGUACCAUUCCUGCCGCUGCGCCCGCUACCCGAUUGGCAGAAGGCCGGGCUGGACAGGCGUACGCCCAUGUGGACGCCAAUGCAAAAAAUGCAGCUUCUGCUGAUGACAGGCCAGAUCACCCCGCCGCCCGAGUCCGCCGUCUCUGACAGUGGCGAAAAUGACGAAAGUCAUCGCACUAUCCGGCCGGAUGAGAUGCUGUUCGAACACUCGGAUGUGGCGACAGACGAUACGAGCUCGGCACUCCGGCUGGAUCAGAUGGACAAGGGAUUGGGGGCUUUGCUGGGUCUGCUGCUCCUGAUCCUUCACAACUAGAAGGACCGGCUGGGGAGGCAUUAGUUAAUCCAUGGAAAGCUUUAUGAGUAGUCUUUAGUCCAACAUUCUGUGUAUUGUAUUUUAUGAAAUAAACUUUUGGCCUAAGCCAAGGCACACA
Molecule: messenger RNA, 1571 nt
Organism: Drosophila bipectinata
Lineage: Eukaryota; Metazoa; Arthropoda; Insecta; Diptera; Drosophilidae
Source: RefSeq, a predicted model, not a curated record